AUGAAGACUUCUUUUGGAGUGUGCGUGACUUUGCUGACGGCUGUCUCUGCCUCGCCGAGAGUGGCCGUCGUAGUCCCCGGACAGGACACGACCAUGGGCGACAUAAUGUGCGACCAAGUGUUUUCAAUGUUUUUCAGACACUUCGACACGCGUGAGUUUGAUCUGUGCGCAGGCGUGCAAGAGAACGAUCUGCUGGACACCGCCGCAUCUGCCGGCUUCUAUGCUGAGAAGCUUCAGAGCCUGGGCAUGGAAGUCUUUGAUGGCCAAGCGCUUCAAGUCGCCCAGUCCAUCAACUCGAACUUGAACUACGGAACUACGGCGGAUGUGGCGAAGACCAUUUCCAACCAAACGUUCUUCGGACAGAUGCUAACUGCCACAGGUCAUGUGAACCCGGAAAGCAUGAAGGCAAUGGGCAACGCAGACUGCAACUAUUACUACAUCUUCAAGAACUCGGAGCAUGCCGAGCAUGACUUCGCCGCGAAUUGUGUGCCGUCGAGCGUGUGCAAGGAAGACGUGGUGGGCAUGACGAAGGGGAUGGUGGCGACUUACGGGUUAGUCUUGCAGAUCCUUCAGGGAAACCUGGGCUCGCUUCACUGGAUCGGCCAGGGCCCCACGGCCGAUUGCUACGCGGCCAUGAACAAGAUCAACGAGGGCCAGAUUAAGGACCUCUUCGUCAAGAAGCCCGGCUUGGUGAUUGGGGGCCAUGUCAUCACCCACAAGACCGUCAUGGAGGUCCCGGGCAUGCAGAAGGUCGACGCAGGGCAAUCCCUGAAGAAGUGCUCGGAAGAUCCCUCGGUGGGCUACCUCUACGUCCACAAGAACCUCUACUGGUCCGGCACCAAGGACUCCGUGGACUUGGAGGGCUUCAGCAAGUUCAAGCAGGACAAAGAGAGGCAGAAGUUGGAGCAGGAGAAGAAGAAAGCCACGGAGGCUGCGAAGAAGGCCGACGCUCAGCAGAAGAAGAAGGCUGCUGAGAAAGAGAAGCAGCAGAAGAAGGCGGUGCCCUCAGGAGUCCAGGAACUUACCCGACAUGGCGAGUCUUGUGUUUGCAAGUUGUUUUUCAGCCGUCUCACAGGGCGGCGUUUCGACCUCGAGGAUGACCUUUCGCGGCCUAGGAAGUUUGCCUAUGACGCAUGCGAGGAAUUUGCCGAGAAAGCAGCUGCCAACCCGAUGGCUGCUUAUCAGGAGCAGCAGAAGACGGCGGCAGAAGCCCCAAAGCUCAUGGCGGAGGUUGAGAAGGUUGCCGCGCAGGCAGCGCGGGCACUAGCAUCCGCCAUCCCGGCGGCACCUGCCAUUCCAGCUGUGCCUGCGGCACCCGCCAUGCCGGCGGCACCCGCUGUUCCGGCGGCGCCCGCCGUUCCGGCGACGCCCGCCGUUCCGGCGACACCUGCCGUUCCGGCAGUGCCAGCGCCGGCGGCUCUUAAAGAGCAGGCCGACAAGCUCAUGAAGGCGCAAGUGUACCGGAUCGGUCUGAGUUCGUUUUCCAAAAGCCGAGAGUGCGAGAGACAUGGAAAGAAGGAGAGCGAGCUGGAGAGCACCGCAAAGCAUUGCUGUGGCAGGCGAUGUCUGAUGCCGCAAAAAGCGUCCGCUGCUAAGUGA
Symbiodinium natans is the source of this 1599-nucleotide messenger RNA. NCBI's taxonomy places the organism in Eukaryota, Dinophyceae, Suessiales, Symbiodiniaceae. The record is from the annotation of a GenBank genome assembly.